Molecule: messenger RNA, 2088 nt
Organism: Hansenula ciferrii
Lineage: Eukaryota; Fungi; Ascomycota; Saccharomycetes; Phaffomycetales; Wickerhamomycetaceae
Gene: PET127
Product: Pet127p
Exons: 1
Coding region: 1-2088 (695 amino acids)
Biological process (GO): mitochondrial RNA 5'-end processing
Cellular component (GO): mitochondrion; mitochondrial envelope
Source: RefSeq, a predicted model, not a curated record
AUGCUCAUACAUAUAAGGAAAUGUCCAGGUAUAAGGUCCCAACAACAAAGGUUUUAUACCCAACGUUCAUCUUUGGAUAAAGUUGGUAGCGUAUUUGAGAAACUUCAAUCUGAAAAAUAUAACAAACUGUUUAACUCACAAAAGGAAGAUCUUAAAGUAUUGAAAAACUCAAAUAUAUCAUUGAAAAAGAUUAAAAAGGGUAAAAAGGAACAUAAACACCUUGGUAAACGUGGAGUAAAUACCAAAUUUAAAAAAUCAUCAAAUUAUAACUUAUCAGAUCUUUCAAAAUGCAUUAGAACAGCUACAGGUGCAAUAUACCCCUUGCAUCAAUCAGAUGAUCAUAUAUCUGCUUAUGAUCAUGUUCAAUCACCAAUUUUCCAAAAACAAUAUAAUACAAAUCCAAUUUAUGAACCCAUCCCAGUGGAACAAAAAGGUGAAGUACCACCAUUACAACAUCAAUUAUCAAGAGUAUUAUUUCAACAUGGUCCACAAUUUUUACAAGAUCCAAGAUCAAAAGUUUAUAAUUUUGAUCCUUUCCUACAGAAAAUAAUACCUUUAGAUGAAUUUAAUAUGAAUUUAAUACCCGGAUAUAUCACUUCAUCAAAAGAUAAAAUAAUGUUGGAAUUAUCUUCCAAACUCCAUACAAAAUAUUAUAGUUCAACAUCAUCAAUGACUGGAAUAUUAAGUCAUUUACAUUUUUUAAUUUCAAAUUUUAGACCAAGUUAUUUAGAUGAUUUCUCCAAAAAUAUAAAAUAUAAAUUUGGUACUUUUACCAAAAGUGCAAAAUUACCAGGUUCAGUUAUUGUUAGAAAUAUGGGACAUGGGAAAUAUGCAAUUGAUAGUGAUAAAUCUGCAGAUAGAGAAAUAUUAUUAUCACAAUUAGGUCAUGUUUUGGAGAAAUUAUUAACUUCUACACCAGAUCAUUUCCAAAAACAUAGAUUAGAUUCCAAUUCAACAGAUCCACCAACUGAAAUAAAUUCAUAUCAUUAUGCUAAAAUGGGGGAUUUCCUUUUAAGAUCACAAUUAGAUUGUAAAGAUGAUAGAUUACCAGGGAAUGGAACAUUUGAUUUGAAAACAAGAGCUGUAUGUGCCGUAAGACAUGAUAUGAUUAAAAAUGAAUAUGAUUCUAUAACAGGUUAUGAAAUUAAUAAAUUAAAUGGUGAAUAUGAAUCAUUUGAAAGAGAAUUAUUUGAAUUAUCUAAAUCUACAUUAUUAAAAUAUUCAUUACAAGCAAGGAUUGGUAAUAUGGAUGGUAUUUUCGUUGCAUAUCAUAAUAUUUCAAGAAUGUUUGGAUUUGAAUAUUUACCAUUAGAAAAAAUUGAUAAAAUUUUAAAUAAUUUUGGAAGUUUAAAACAGGAUAAAUCAAAUUUUAUAAAUUUAAAAAAUUUCAAAAAUGAUCCAGAAGAUGAAAUUAAUUCAAUUGGAUUAGAUUCAAAAUUAUCAACAAAAUGGAGUAAUGAUGAAUUUAAUAUAUCAAUAAAAAUCUUGAAUGAUUUAUUGGAUAUAAUUACAAAAGAUUAUUUACCCUUACAAUCAUUUAGAUUAAUUUUUAAAGCCGUGGAAAAGGGUUCAUUCCAAUCAGUGUUGAAUGUUAUAGCAUCACCAAUAACAGAUGAUGAAAUUAAUUCAAUUCAAAAUUCUGGAUAUAAAUCAAAUAAAAUUUUAUUAGAAGAUAUUGAAGAACCCCAAGGUAAAUCACAAAAACAACAAGAUCAUAUGAAUUCUCAUAUUGAAAAAUUAAGAGAAUUAAAUGAAAGAACUAUGAAAAGCCCAAUUGGGUUCCAAGUUUAUAUUAAUACAGAAUUAAAUAAUCAAAACACCAAGAUGAGACAUCCAAAAUAUAAAUCCAUAGAAGAUGAUUUAAAAAUUUCAAUUAAAAUUGAUAAAAUGAACAAUCCAAAUGAAAUUAAAUCAAUGGGUAUAAAAUUCUUAGAAGAAAAAAUUAAAAUGCUUUCACAAAAUACCAUAAAGAAUGAUGAUGAAGUUGAUAUAUUCAUUAAAAUUUUAAGAGCUUUUGGACAAAAAGGUUUAUUGAAAAGAUCAAAAGAGGAAAAAAAUGAUUUAAAGAAAAUAUGGAAUAGAGAUUGA